This is a messenger RNA of Tachysurus vachellii, 609 nucleotides long. Its product is annotated as cytochrome b-c1 complex subunit 6, mitochondrial-like. Gene Ontology annotation, biological process: mitochondrial electron transport, ubiquinol to cytochrome c. The coding region runs from base 96 to 383 and encodes 95 amino acids. NCBI's taxonomy places the organism in Eukaryota, Metazoa, Chordata, Actinopteri, Siluriformes, Bagridae. The transcript is spliced from 4 exons. The record is from RefSeq and is a predicted model, not a curated record.
AUGCGAUUUCCGGUGUGUUUCUAGAAGCUUCCUGCGUGUGACCUCCACUUAAGGAAAGUUGUUUAUCUGAUUUAAGGAAACUUUUAUAAACUUUAAUGAUGGUUCACGAAAGAGAAGAGAUCGCAGAUGGAGAUCCUGAGGAUAAAGCUGAAGAGGAGGAGGAGGAAGAAGAGGAGGAGGAAAUGGUGGACCCUUUAGAGACGGUGAGACAGAGGUGUGAGGAGACCGAGCACUGUGUACACACACACCACAGGCUGCAGGAGUGUGAAGCUCGGGUGAACUCACGAUCACACACGGUGGAAGACUGCACUGAGGAACUGUUUGACUUUCUCCAUGCACGGGACCACUGUGUCGCACAGAAGCUCUUCAGUUCAUUAAAAUGAGCCCUAUUACACCUCACCUCAGCGUUUAGUCUUUAAAAAGGAAUCUUUCAUCUUUCUUUGUGUUGAUGACUCAUUGUACAUUUCUAUAAUAAAAAUAUGGACAUGGUUUGCAUUUAAUUUUUAAUCAUCAAAUGAUCACGCUGUAUUUAAAGUGUAAACGAGUUCUCUCGUGUUUGACAGUCCACACAGAUUAGUUACAGAAUUAAAAAGUAAUAUUAACAUCAUA